CUCACUGUUGGAAAUGGUCUUAUGGUCACGUCAGUCCACCUUUUUCCCACAAUUUCGUUAAAAUCCAAUAUAUAUAUAGUUUGAUUGUAUAACUAUCAACGUAAAGAUAUAAUGUCAAUUCUCUCUUGGAGCCAAACUCAAUACUUAAGUUUACGUGAGCCAAACUCAAUUUACGUGAAUAUGAUCUCUCAUUCUUGAAAUUUGAGGAGGUGGCGGCAAAUCAAUAGUUCCAAAAAAUAAAGAAAAAAAGUUAUACAUGCACUAUUGAUAUUUUUUUAUCCCCACGCCACACUCAUCAUUCUCAUACACUAUAAAUACUCUCAAACCCUAUGCCAAACUUUACCAUGAUCAUCAUAUUAACUACAUAUAAAUAUUAAUAUUUUCGUUUUACGUACAACACAUCAUGGUGAUGGCUAAGAACCUUACCAAGUUCUACGUAGCGUUUCUCGUUAUUCUGAUAAUGGUGGGAUCGGUGUUACUAGCCAUUGAAGGACGACCGGUCAAGGAUGGUUCGAGAUCGAUGACACAAUUGAGAGAUUCAUCUGUGUUUAAUGGAAGCGUAAUGUCUUCGUUUAAACCAGUCGAGUCUUCUGUACAAGAUUUGUCGUGGUUAGCCACAGUGAAACAGUCCGGGCCAAGCCCAGGGAUUGGGCAUCGAGCCAAGGGCUACAAUAUGUUUGGACGAGCCAAAGAUUCUGGUCCUAGUCCUGGUGUUGGACACUAAAGUAACAAACCUCGUGAAUUAAAAUUAUAGAUAAUGCAGAUGUAACAACUUUAUCAUGUUUAAUAGCCUCUAAGAUGUAAUCUUUUUUUCCAUUGUUUAUGUUUAUCUCCUUUACUUCACAAUCACACAUGUCUCUACAUAAUAAUCAGUUAAUCAAAGUCUUACUU
Messenger RNA from Arabidopsis lyrata subsp. lyrata, 891 nucleotides. RefSeq lists its product as uncharacterized. NCBI's taxonomy places the organism in Eukaryota, Viridiplantae, Streptophyta, Magnoliopsida, Brassicales, Brassicaceae. The transcript has a single exon. Bases 404 to 724 code for a protein of 106 amino acids. Gene Ontology annotation, biological process: innate immune response; regulation of developmental process. The record is from RefSeq and is a predicted model, not a curated record.